AUGGCCAGCGCAAGCCCCACCGGCGAGAUCGGAGGCAUGGCGGCCAACGGCACGGCCAAGGCGGGGAGCUUCCUGUCCUUCUUCGCCGAAGACGUCCAGCGGUCUCCGAUUCUGUAUUCGGCUUUCGCGGUGAUGCUAGCUUUGAUCGUUAUCGUGGGCAAGCUCUCGUCCCCGAACCUGGACGAGCGCGAGCCGCCGGCGAUGAAGCCCCGGAUUCCCGUCAUCGGCCACCUGCUCGGGAUGAUCAAGCACCAAGCCCACUUCUUUAAGUCCCUCGAACACAGGAACAUGCCGAUUGCCACGCUGCCCAUCCUCAACGGCAAGUUGUACGGUGUUUGGGACCCGGUGCUGAUACAGUCAAUCUACCGCAAUAAGGACCUCUCGUUUGAGCCGUUCGCGGUCGAGUUCGCGCAGAGGGAGCUGGGUUUUGACAACGACACGCUCAAGAUUCUUUCGAAUGGGGUUCUGCUCCCUCAGUUCUUCGAAGGCAUCCAUGCGGCCAUGACACCGAGGAACGUACGGCGGAUGAACGCGAACGCACUCAGGCACGUAGCCAAGGUGUUGGAGGACAUCCCUGAUGGAAAGGCGUUUGAGAGUGCCAACUUUUACGUGUGGGUGCGAGAUCUGAUGACCAUCGCCACGGCUGAGGCGUUGUAUGGCCCCGAAAACCCUAUCAGGAAGGAUGAAAGCUUGCUUGAGCAAGUUUGGGAUUUUGACGCUGGUCUGGCCAUGCUGAUGUUGGGUGUCGUCCCGUCCAUCACAGCCAAAAAGUGCUACCAGGCUCGCGCAAAACUGCAGGCCGUAUUGGCCGAAUACUACGGUGCCAACAACGAUGACCACGAGGACGCGGGGCAGAUCACCAAGAACCGCGCCAACGUCUUACGAAAACACGGCAUCUCUGGCCACGACGUCGGCAAAAUAGAGAUUGCCCUGCUGCACGUAUCGACGUCCAACACGAUUCCGACGCUUUUCUGGUUCAUCGCAUUUGUCUUCACGCGUCCUGAUGUCAUCGCUCAACUGCGAGACGAAGCGGCGGCAGUUGCUACGCACGGGGAAAACGGCGAGGUCACCAUCGACAUCGCCGUUAUAGAUGAGAGGUGCCCUCUGCUGGUUAGUUGCUACCGCGAAGCCAUUCGACUGUCCAACAAGGGUUCAGGCAACCGCCGGGUGAUGCAAGACACGACCGUGUCGGAUGGCAAGGGCAGGUCGUAUCUGCUGAAGAAGGGCUGCAACGUUCAGGUCUCACACGAGGUGGCCCACAGCUUGGAGCGUGUCUGGGGAUCCGACAUGGACGUUUUUGUGGCCGAUAGAUUCGUCGACAGCAAGGCCAAGAAGGAGAACUUGGAGGCGGAAAAGCUGAAGAAAGCUGCGUGGGUCCCAUUCGGAGGCGGGAGACAUCUUUGUCCUGGGCGGAACUUUGCGUUUGCGGAAAACCUGGGGUUCGUGGCGUCGCUCUUGCUGGGGUUCGACGUGACGCCGCUGGACAACAGCAUGAAGUCGACGACCGAGCCUCCAAAAAUGGACCGCUGUCCAAUGACCGCUGCCGCCGCUAAGCCGGUGGAUAGCGGGGAGGGCUUCGGGGUCAGGGUCGAGAAGCGGAAGGGAUGGGAAAACACCAAGUGGCUGUACAGCAGUUGA
Messenger RNA from Colletotrichum karsti, 1638 nucleotides. RefSeq names its product prostacyclin synthase. Bases 1 to 1638 code for a protein of 545 amino acids. NCBI's taxonomy places the organism in Eukaryota, Fungi, Ascomycota, Sordariomycetes, Glomerellales, Glomerellaceae. The record is from RefSeq and is a predicted model, not a curated record. The transcript is spliced from 3 exons. Gene Ontology annotation, molecular function: heme binding; iron ion binding; monooxygenase activity.